UGCAAGCCUUGCCUGACUUUAAGAAUGAGAGGACAGCCCUGCAGCACCUGGGGACACAUUCUUUUGUCGUCUCCGAAGUGUCACCCGGAGGUAGCGGGGGUAGGGAUCGAGUACUCGUGGGGGUUUUCCAAGCAGAAGUUUCGGCGGAAGAUCAAUGAUGAGGUCCCGAAGCACUUGCACGACAACAUCGAAAAGUCGCUGUGCAUAGACAAGUACUUGACAAUCGGUCGGGUGCGGCGCUUUGCCCGGCGAACACGAGACUACUGCCGGGCUUACCGCGAGAUUGCGCUUCGCGGGGUAGUCAUCAGGAACAAGGAGUUCCUCGAGAAGAUGCGCAAGAUCCAAAAGGCCCACCGCAACAUUUUAGACAUGAAAACUAGUUUUCUUGGCGACCAGUAACAACGUCGGCCGGCCGAUGGCGAGGGGGGGGGGUCUCGAGUUGUGUGUGCAUGUUUUGUUUUAUGCUGUGAGAGAAGCGGGUGUUGUGUGAGCUGUGUGUUGUCGUUGUAGAUUGUAGUCGGUGGCAUGUACUUGUACAUUGGAUUUUUUUUCUGCGAGAUAAACGGGUGUGGUGGGGGUGUGUGUUAAAUGAGUCGGUUUCAAGCUGUAAUUUGCAUCAUUUUUUUCUGUAAGAUUAAUCGGUGCGAGAAGUGUGUGUGUGUUGAUGAGUCUGUCAGUUUGAAAGUUGUUUUUUGAUAAGCGGGUGUUUUUUAACCGCUCGCUGUCAAUCAACGAACGAAGUGUUUUUUUUUAUGUACAAAGAAACGUCAACUUUUGUGCGAUUUGUGCAAAACAUUUGUCAUGCGUUUUUGGAGCGCUUACCUUCAGAUUACAACCUCUUGCAUGUAUGUGUGUCACGUCAUUACGAUCGAUAAGCACCCACACCUACCUGUCCAACCAAAGGGGUACAGUCAGCAUCUGUGCGCCUCUUGCCAUCAGGCCACUUUCGCGCCCCUUUUCUCGGGCUGUAAGACCUUCAUUUUCCUACACAAUUUCCGCCCCUGCACCCAGGUAUCGAGGUCAUGACGCAAUUUGCUAUUUCCGAGCCGGUUUUUACGAAUUGGAACCUGAAAUUUUGAUAUGUGAUUAGGAGUGGUCUUACAAAUGCCCCCGAGUGAGAUGCCGUUUUUUUUUUUUAAGCCACAAAACCCCUAUGCUAGGAUU
Molecule: messenger RNA, 1164 nt
Organism: Ectocarpus sp. CCAP 1310/34
Lineage: Eukaryota; Phaeophyceae; Ectocarpales; Ectocarpaceae
Source: the annotation of a GenBank genome assembly